Oryza sativa Japonica Group (Japanese rice) is the source of this 1574-nucleotide messenger RNA. RefSeq names its product F-box protein SKIP31. Gene Ontology annotation, cellular component: cytoplasm. Lineage: Eukaryota; Viridiplantae; Streptophyta; Magnoliopsida; Poales; Poaceae. Gene Ontology annotation, molecular function: protein binding. The record is from RefSeq and is a predicted model, not a curated record.
CCAACCGCACCAAUAUCUCUCCCAUUAGGGUAAGGGGAGGAGCGGCGAUCUCGUCGGCGACGACGACGUCGAGGUCGAGGCGGUGGCGGAGGAGCAUGGCCGACGGUCAGGAGGACGCCGCGGGUCUGGACGAUGACCUUGUUCUCGAGGAUGAGCUGCGAGGUCGAGAAGAGGGCGAAGACGGCGGCGGCGGCGGCGGCGAGGAAGAGGAGGAGGACGACGUCGACGGCCUCGCCAGCUUCCUCGAAUCGGAGAUCCUCUCUGGAUCUAGCGGCGACGACCCUACCGGUCGGGAGGAAGGGGAUGAGAAGGAGAAGCAGUUAGGAGAUGAUGCGAAGAACAAUAAGAGGAAGCAGGAGUCUGAAUCUGAUGGGGAUAGCGGCAGCGGGGAGGAGCAGAACAAGAGGGUGAGGAGAGCAAAGGGGAAAGAGAAGGACGUGGCGUCGGUGGCGCCUCAGAUCGAUAGCGGCAUGUUCUGCAAUAUCCCGCCGGAGUUGUUCUUGCAGAUAUUCAAGUUCCUCUCAUCGGAGGAUCUCAUCUCCUGCGCCCUCGUCUGCCGCUUCAUGAACGUGGUUGCGUCCGACGAGACCCUCUGGCGCCGCCUGUAUUGUAUGCGGUGGGGCCUGUCAUGCAAUACCAAACUCAGGGAGUGCGCUUGGAAGAAACUCUACAUCCAGCAAGAUAGAGAGGAUAUGGUUGAGUUUGUGAGAAAUACACCUACAGAAUUCAAGGAGUAUUAUAUCCAGAUGCAGGCUUCAAAAAGGAGUCAAGCUCCCCUUCCCUCUGAAGUCAACGAUGACAAGGUUAUUCUUGAUAAAACAAUAGCCGAUCAGGUGUCUAGCUGGAAAAGCAGCAGAGGCCUCACUGAUGAUGCGGUCAAGGGGCAUUCUUGUUCUGGGAAUACAUGCUCUUACACCCAGAUUGGUGAUGCUUAUAUUUGUGAGAAGACAGGCCGUGUUCAUGUUUGCGAUGACGCUUGUCGUGAAUUUGUCUUGGACCAGUCUAGUGGGCUGCUGCUUUGUACAAUAUCUGGGCACUGCUUUGAAAGGUGGUUGUGUCCUGAUGAUGAGUGGGAUGCUGAUGAUGAUACUGAUCUACAACAAGCUGGUAUGACCGAUGAAGCAGAGCCAUUUAUGGGUUCUGGACGAUUUGCACGCGCAUAUCAGUUGGGUUACAGCUGUGCUGAUGAGAAGGAACUUGAAUAUGCCUUGAGGUUUUGCUGAUAAUUGGGAUUGCCUAAUCAUACUGGCAACAUGAAACCAAGUUUUUGGUUUGCAAGGGAAAUUAUGGUCAGAAGGCUUGGUGCUAUGUUUUUUUUUUUUUUACCUAGUUUAGGUUUCUGGUAUGUUCCUAUGUGUACAACUCACGCACAAAUAUGAGACGGCUAAAAUUCUGAUCUGUUUUGAUCAGUUGAGGAAGCUGUAUAUUGUUGUAAUCUUCCUAAAUUACAAGGUGCAUGCUAGUAAUAAAAGAAACCUUCUGUAAUGCUCACUGUAUUUGUUUUUGCGCUGUAUUUGUAUCGUUAUGUUCUAAUUGAUGUCCAGCUUGCAAAGCAUCAAGUUUUUAGUGUUUCA